This is a messenger RNA of Brassica rapa (field mustard), 5392 nucleotides long. RefSeq names its product pathogenesis-related homeodomain protein. Gene Ontology annotation, cellular component: nucleus. Gene Ontology annotation, molecular function: chromatin binding; DNA binding. The record is from RefSeq and is a predicted model, not a curated record. Gene Ontology annotation, biological process: negative regulation of gene expression, epigenetic. NCBI's taxonomy places the organism in Eukaryota, Viridiplantae, Streptophyta, Magnoliopsida, Brassicales, Brassicaceae.
UAAAGGGUAUUAUAGGAAAAUAUGACACAAAAUAUAGAUUAGUCUAAAGGGACAUAGUUACUAUUUUUUUGCUCUAAAAAAAACAGUUUUCCCAAAUAAGUUUUAGUGGACGCGAAAAGUCAUAUUAUCUUUUGAGGCAAUGUUUGAAUGAUUGGCUGUAAUUCCAUAGAUGCAUCUAAAAAGAGCCAGAGAGAGUUGUUGGUAGAGUCGGUCCUCAUAUUGAUUUUCCUAUGUAAAAUAAUACUAGUAUAUAUUAUCAUAUAAUUAUAAAAAUGAUAUUAUAUAUUUUUAUUGUUUUCAGCGUCGAUCUUAAUCUUCUAUGCCACACAAAAUCUUACACGUGAAUACCUCUGCAGCAUCACCUUCAUAUUUGAGAUGGAGAAAGACAACAUUAUGUGCAUCACCUCCAGUAGAAUGUCAUCUUUAUGUACAUAAUUAAUUUUAUGGCUAAGUUUGAUUGUUUAGAAGGCGAUACGUUAUAUAAAACUUCAAACUCUAAAUAUGUAUAUAUAUAUAUAUAUAUAUAUAUAUAUAUAUAUAUGAGCAAUUGCAAUCAUAGAACUUUAUUCUAUUAAAAAUUAAACUGUGACAACUAUAAUUUAAGACAUUAUGAUUAUAUAUUAAUCUCUUUCCGACAAUUAGGUGAAAGCAACCUACUAACUACAACUUCUUAAUUCGCACCAGUGUACUCAUAUUUGUGUAUAAUUUAAGAUUUGUUUGUUACUUGUAACGAAUUGAAGCAAUAUAAAUUUAAGACAGUUUAACGGCUGAAAAUCCAUUUGGUUCGCAGAAUUAGCAGAGUCCAACUUUAACAUCUUUAGAGUUGUGUUUGAUAAGUGUUCAAAUAAUAUAACCGAAGGAACAAACACAAACUUACUCAAAACCGCAUCAUAUUAAACGAGUCCUGCCAAACUUAGAUUAUCAUCGAACAUGUCACAACAUCUCAAAGUAUCUCACAACCUUAAAAAUGCAGUAAUCGAGAUUAUCAUAGCUGUGAAAAUAGUACAUUAGCAGACAAUCUUUGUUCGGUUUGUCUCUAUAGCACAUCAUUUAGAUUUUUAAGGGAUUACAAUAAUUUUGCAAACGAACAAAACUUUCAUACGAAUAGGACUGUGACCGUCCCAUGCCAAAGCAAAAGAAUAAUACAUUUAGCCCCACAUGUCACUAAUAUGUCAUUUCCGAGUAAUGCAUGAGGCAGGUCAUUUUAAAUUAUAUUAUUGGUUUUUGCAAUCAACAAGUUAAACACCACAAACUUAAUAGUCGGUGAUUCAAUGUGUGAAUAAUGUGAAAAACACCAAAGAUUGGUUUAUGGCUAGUUUUUGUUCUUAUCUCGAAUCCACCCCAUGUGGUGCAUGGUUCAAGUACGUCUUUCGUAGUUUGAUCUACUCCUUAAUAAUGUCACAGCUAUUAAGAAUUCUUUUAUGAAUACUGACAAAACAAAUUAUAAAUUGGCUAGUGGCAUAAACAAUAAGAACAAAAUGUAGGAAAAUUGAUCAAUUCAUAUUUUAGGUGGUUACCUAUAUGAUUCGAUUCUCUUUUACGAGACAUGCAAAUGUGAAAGAUACAUGUAUAUCAAUAAAGUCUACUUCUUUUUAUAUUCCAAUUUUUAAACUUAUUCAAAAUUAAAUUUAGGAUGUGAUGAAGGUUAUGAGUGUUUAGAUAGCCUAAGCUGAUAUAAGUUUGUGUAAAGCCUAAACCUUAAUUUGGUUUAAUCCUAAUUCAGUUUUAGUUAACGGUUAACUAUGUGCUAAGCUUGCGGUCAAUAUUUUACUAAUUUUAAAAAUACAAUUGGCCUGCAAUUGUAUAAAAUUCAGUAAAAAAUUUAAUAACUUUUUUUUAUGAUUUUGUUUAUAAUUUUCUUUAAAUUCUAUAUAAUAUAGUUUAACUCUUAAAAUUUCGAAGAUCAUAAACGAUUGUUUUAUGUACCUAAUAUCCAAGAACCAACUCAUUGGUCUUUUGCCGACCACUGGCUUUAUGCCGACCAUAAACAAAUACCCGACCUUAUAUUAGAUUCAUCACUUCUCUACCUUCUUUUGAGAACCUGAAAUGAAAUCACUUCUUUAAAAUCCUUUUUCAUAAUGGGCUUAUAUGGGUGAACCAACAUUCUUGACUGGGCUUAAAAGCCAAUACUUCAAGAAGUCCAUUUAUUUAUCAUCAAAAAAACCUGAAAAGGGAAGUAAAUUUCACUAUCCAUGACCCGAAAAGGAAAGAUUAGCUGGCGUGUAAAUGUAUAUUCCCAAAAACAUUAGGUCAAUCUGAAACAAACUAUCAAAAUACAGGGGUUUAAAAGUGAAAAUACAUAUUAGUUGAGCGCCUUACCAAAGCAAAGCACCCUAAAAAGAGAGAACAUCGGAGAGUGACGUAAACACGACCGUUGAUAAGCACCGUUUCAACUCGCCGCCGGUGACAUUAAAAACCGCCAAAUCAAAAUUAUAUCAGAAUCUCCCAUUACCCUUUUAAGAAAGAUCUUCACUUUCUGUGGUUUUCACCUUCCUCAAUCAGUGAUUGCUUCUCACUACAAUCAAUCUUCAAGCCCCUCUCUCUUUACUCUCUUCCAGGGUAAGAUCUUAUAUGAUAUGAUCUUCUAAGAGGAGGAUACAAGUCUCUGUCAUCGUGUAGCUCGAUAUGAAGAAGAGUGUAACCAAGGGGAGGAUCGAGAAAGAAACAGAUAAGGCUUGUGUUUCGGUUGAGAAAGCUGAGUCUACUCUACUCUCAUCUCUUGUGAAGAAAGGAAAACAAACAUCGAACAAGAGAAAGUACACUAAGCGCAAAUCCGAGGAAGAAAUAAGUUCGAAAUCAAACAAGAGGAAGUAUUCUCGUUGCAAUGAGGAGGAGGAGGAGGAGAAGGGUAAGAAAACGAGGAAGAGGAAAAGGAAGAGACAGCAAAAGGGUAAUAAGGUUGAGGAGGAGGAGGUAGAUGAAGCGUUACGGUUGCAGAGGCGAACAAGGUAUUUGCUUAUUAAGAUGAAGAUGCAGCAGAAUCUCAUCGAUGCUUACGCAGCUGAAGGGUGGAAAGGUCAGAGCCGGGAAAAGAUAAGACCAGACAAGGAGCUUGAGAGAGCACGGAAACAUAUCUUCGACUGCAAGCUUGGACUACGCGACGCCAUUCAUCAGUUAGAUCUUCUUAGCUCGGUGGGAAGGAUGGAGGAGAAAGUUAUGGCUCCAGAUGGUUCUAUUCAUCAUGACCAUAUAUUUUGUGCGGAGUGCAACUCGCGAGAGGCUUUUCCGGACAACGAUAUAAUACUUUGCGAUGGAACGUGUAACCGUGCGUUUCACCAGAAGUGUCUUGACCCUCCUUUGGAAACAGAAAGCAUACCUCCUGGAGAUCAAGGCUGGUUUUGCAAAUUUUGUGAUUGCAAAAUUGAAAUCAUCGACGCAAUGAAUGCGCAGAUAGGAACUCAGUUCUCUGUGGAUAGCAACUGGCAGGAUAUUUUUAAUGAAGAAGCUAGUCUUCCUGUUGGAUGUGAAGCUACACUUAACAAAGAAGCGGAUUGGCCUUCGGAUGACUCUGAGGAUGGUGAUUAUGACCCUGAAACGAAGGAUAAAAGCAGCAGCAAAAGCGAUAGUGGUGGUGGUGGUGGUGAUAAUGAUGGGGAAAGCGUUUCGAGUAGUAGCGUGAGUUUAGCAUCUGACGGUGUAGCACUUUCAACAGGAUCGUGGGAAGGUGGCAAUAUGGUGGAUUCAGAGGAGACGAGUAACGAAGAAACUGUGUGCGGACCAAGACAGAGGAAGACUGUUGACUAUACUAAACUAUACCAUGAAAUGUUUGGGAAAGAUGCUGUUCUGCAAGAGCAAGGUAGUGAAGACGAAGAUUGGGGUCCGAGUGACAGAAGGAAGAGAAAAAAGGAAUCUGAUGGAGCAAGCACACUGGUAGCUGUGUGUGAGAACAGCAAGAAAGAUCAAGAUGUUAAGGAAACACCAGAACAGACUCAACAUAGUGAGAGAGAUUCUGUCUCUGUAGAAGGCAAAGUAGGGAAGAGACCAAUGUUUAGAAUCCCAAGAGCUGCAGUUGAGAAGCUACGUCAAGUGUUUGUAGAGAAUGAGCUUCCUUCCAAAGCUGUGAGGGAUAGUCUUUCAAAAGAGUUGAGUCUUGACCCAGAGAAGGUUAGCAAAUGGUUCAAAAAUGCGCGGUAUAUGGCAUUGAGGAAUAGGAAGACGGAAAGUAUGAAACAACCUGAAGGGUCGAAGGCGGGGUCUGGAGAUUCUGGACGAGAAGCAGUCUUGGUGGAAAAAAACACAGAAAGAAAUGAGACUCGAUGUAUUGUUGACGAGAGUGUCAUGGAGGAAAACACAGAAACAAAUGAAACUCAAGGCUCUGUGGACGAGACUACCAAGGACAAAAACACAGGAGCAAAUGAAAAUCAUGAAACCUUGGACCAGACUGUUACAGAGGAAAACACAGUAACAAAUGAAGUUCAAGAUACCUUGGACGAGCCUGUCAUGGAGGAAAACUCAGGAACAAACGAAUUUCAAGAUACCUUGGACGGGACUGUCAUGGAGGAAAACACAGAAGCACCAAAGAUUCAAGAUACCUUGGUUGAGACUUUCAUGGAGAAAAAUUCAGAAACAAAUGAGAUUCAAGAUCCAACGGACGAGACUGUCAUGGAGUACACAGAAACAAAGGAAGUGCAAGAUACUGUAGACGUGGAGAACAACUCAGAAACAAAUGAAAUGCAAGGCACCAUGGAAAUAAAUGAAAUUCAUGAUGAUACCAUGGACGAGACUGUUCCACUCAGAUAUGAUGAUUUUACGGAUCAGACGACAGUUUCUGCCUGUAAUGAUAAGCAGGAGGAAACUGAAGACGCCAAUGACUCCUUUCCUACUCCCCCAGAAGAUGAAAGUCAACAGUAUCUUGAACAGAAAGACUCUUCUUUCGCUCUAGUGCCGCAUGAAGAGCUAACCAGCGAAAUGAGCGUAGAGACGCCUAUUGAGGAUAAGGAGGCAGAGAGCCAGUUAAAGGAAGAGGAAGAAUUGGAAGCGUUGAUGGAGGUUCUUUGUAGAGCAGAAAACAAGUUAAUGGAUGUAACGCAUAGGCUUGAGAGAUUUAGAACACCGAAAGGCCGUAAAAAGUUAAGCAAGUCUUCUUCUUGUUUAUCUGAAGAAGACUAUGUAGUGUAUGUACCAACAGCAGAGAUCAAAGUGAAAAGGUGAAAAGAAACGUAGAUCUCUUGCUCAAGUUUUGGUGUUGUUGGAUUCUUUGGGAAAUCAAGUUUAAGAAUACCCUUUUGUAUUUUGUCCAGCUUGUCAUCUAAAGAUUCUAAACUUAAAAUAAAUCCCAGGAAAAAAAAAUAAAACUGGGGUUAUAUUACAGAACUUGAGAUCUUUUGACGUAACACAUUUCUUAGCUUUUAAAUUUUUUUAUUGGUAAACAUUUUACCAAAUAAUAAACCGA